AUGGCAGCAGGAAUUAUUCCUACCUCUGAAGGAGGUAGUGGUAGAUUUCCCCGAGUUUGCUCUUUGUCCGGCCUUACGGAACCACAUCCACAGACUAAAGAAGGGGGUGCUAAUGGAUGUGCUCUGGGGAUAGACGCGAGAGAGGUCUUCGAACCUUUUACGUCUUCAUCUUGUGAUUGCCAAUCGACCAAUGCCAUUAAAAAAGUUCCUGGCUUCAACCUCGCCGAAUUGCUGCAUUUUGUUACAACUAACGAUCCAAAACACACCAUCCAGCCGUUGGACAAGAAUUUAAUUGCCUCUAAGCGAUUUGAUACAGACUUCAAUGGUGCUAAAGAAGACAAUUUAAGCCCCCACCAUGUGCAGAAUGGUUUGUUUUGUUCUUUCAAAGAAUCUGGUCUUGAUAAACAGAGCUUCUGUCUUGAGGAAGUAUCAUCAUCUGCAAUGGUGAUGGCUCUUGAAACGUACCUGGUUAACUUCGAGAAUAUGUGGGACGGCAAAAAGAUAAUCAACAAACUUUUUGACAAAGUAAUAUUAGUGCUACUUCGCCACCAUCUUACACGCAAUAGAGAAUCAAAGCGUAUCUCGACCACAACAACAAGAAACCCAUCUGGAAAGAAGGAUAUGAGAAACCAUGUGCAUCAUAUUUGCCGUAAGUUCUUGCCUCCGAAAGGACAAUAUCAUGUAAUUGCAUAUAAGAUCUAUCUCUGUAUCUUUGUAAAUUAUGUUCUUAAAUAUGGACGUUAUACAAAGUUUACUCGCCCACUAUGUCCUUCGGCAUUAUUUUCGCCAUUGAGUGCCCUACAUCUGGAUUCAGUUGUAUUGUAUCGGUUAUUGACCCAUAAUCUAGACCAAGAAAAGGAUGGGCUGAUAAGGUCCCAAGACAAAGCGCGCCAAAACAAAGAUACCACAUUUAACAUAGUAUUUGAUAUGGGUGAAAUUCAGAAAGCAUGUAAAUUGUAUGGUCUAUCUUUUGCACAUCGGAUAACAUGUCUACCAGGAAUGAAAACAGUACGAUUAUUGGGAUCGAAAAUAAAAACCCACUGCACCGUAAAAGAGGAAACAAAACAGUCAUAUGAAGCACGGAUUCUAAUAAACCCAGGCGUUAGAGCAUCUUCAGCAAGAAAUUCCAAAAGACAAUCAAGGAAUGCAAACACAAUUUGGGGACAACACAUGACAAGAAUCAGUUAUACCGGACGAUUGAAAAACCUGCAUAAUAUUAAAGAUAUCCCUCCAAAUAGCAGAACCCCAAUUGGGAGAUGCGGCAAAGGUGUGACUAAGGCGGAGGACAGAACUAUUGUGAAUCCUGAUGACUUUAACUAUGCAGGUACUGACAAUGGCCUGGUAAAUAUGACAACACUAAUACCGAUGUCGUUACCAAGAAUGAACUUCCACCUAAAGCUUUUCAACUAUUACACUGUGUUAAGUGAUGGGUCCAAUGAAGACAAUAAGUCGUCUUCUAAAAACCCCUUGAUAAUCUUCAUUGGUGUUUGGGGGACCGGUGUAGGUUUUCGAAUCAAAGGCUUUAGAAAGUAUGGUGGUAAGUGGAAGCAGAAGAUACACGGAGAGGCGGCCAAUGUCUGCAUAACAAAUGAAUGCUUUAGCUUUUUUAUGUUUGGUGCUGCCCCCCUCCGUUUUACAAGACGAAGAGAUUAUUUGACAGCUACGUUGUAG
Molecule: messenger RNA, 1671 nt
Organism: Phycomyces blakesleeanus NRRL 1555(-)
Lineage: Eukaryota; Fungi; Mucoromycota; Mucoromycetes; Mucorales; Phycomycetaceae
Exons: 11
Coding region: 1-1671 (556 amino acids)
Source: RefSeq, a predicted model, not a curated record